Brassicogethes aeneus is the source of this 7554-nucleotide messenger RNA. The record is from the annotation of a GenBank genome assembly. Lineage: Eukaryota; Metazoa; Arthropoda; Insecta; Coleoptera; Nitidulidae.
ACAAAGACCUUUACUCGUAGCCGUUCUGUCGGUCGGCUACGCUUUUAUCUACAUAAUUUUUACCUAACUAUAAAGAUAUAUUUUGUUAUCCGGUUUAAAAUUUAUACAUAAAUGGUUUUAACUUAUUUAUUCAUGAUUUAAAGAGUCAAUGAAUAAUGAUUUUUUUAUUAAAUCAAUUAUAUCUUACAUAUUGUUUUAAUGUUACAGCUAAUUUAAAAAAAAAACAAUAAAAAUGCACGCGCGUGUGGCAGAUACUCAAAAGGCUCAAGCAAACCAAUGCUCCGAACAUGUGGUCAUCACCGGUAUUUCAGGUCGUUUGCCUGAGAGUCAAACCAUCGAAGAAUUCAAGCAACAACUAUUCGAUGGAGUGGAUCUGGUCACCGACGAUGAAAGGAGGUGGCAAUCCGGCCUCUAUGGUUUGCCAGCCCGUACCGGCAAAAUCAAGGAUAUCGCCCACUUCGACGCAGCCUUCUUCGGCGUUCACGCAAAACAGGCUCAUGUUAUGGACCCCCAAUUAAGAAUGCUUUUGGAAUUGACACACGAAGCUAUAAUUGAUGCUGGUAUCAACCCAAAUGAAGUAAGAGGAUCCAAGACCGGAGUGUUUAUUGGAGUUUCCGAUUCUGAAUCUUCCGAAUUUUGGACGCAAGACCCAGAACAAAUCAACGGCUACAGUCUUACCGGUUGUUGUCGUGCCAUGUUCGCUAACAGAAUCUCUUACACUUUCGAUUUCAAUGGUCCAAGUUAUGCCAUUAGUUCGGGCUGCUCCAGCAGUCUUUUAGCUUUCCAACAAGCUGUAAAUGCCAUCAAAACCGGACAAUGUGAUUCUGCUAUUGUUGGAGGUGUAAAUCUUCUUUUAAAACCCACCUCUUCCCUUCAAUUCCACCGUUUAAGUAUGUUAAGUGCCCAAGGCAUGUGCAAAGCAUUUGAUGCCUCCGCAAACGGUUACGUAAGAUCUGAAGCCGCUGUAGUAGUCUACCUACAAAAAACUUCCUCCGCCAGACGUGUGUACGCCACUGUGUUGGGUGCCAAGGUCAAUACUGAUGGUUAUAAAGAACAAGGUAUCACCUUCCCAGAUGGAGGUAUGCACAACAAACUAUACAGGGAAGUUUAUGCCGAAAGCGGAGUAAACCCACAUGACGUUUGCUACGUCGAAGCUCACGGAACCGGUACUAAAGUGGGAGAUUCAGAAGAAGUCAACUCCAUUGCCGAUUUUUUCUGUAAUAAUCGCAAAGAACCACUUCUAAUUGGUUCCGUCAAAAGUAACAUGGGUCACUCCGAACCCGCUUCCGGUCUCUGCUCUUUAGCUAAAAUUGUUAUCGCUAUGGAAUCUGGCCAAAUUCCCGGAAAUCUUCAUUUUAAGUCUCCCAACAAAGACAUUCCAGCAUUAAACGACGGAAGAUUAAAAGUUGUCUCCCAAAACAAAGAAUGGAAGGGAGGAAUCGUUGGAGUUAACAAUUUCGGUUUUGGUGGAGCCAAAGCUCACAUAAUCUUGAAAUCCAACCCUAAACCAAAAACAACCGGGAUUCCAUCUAUAUUACCAAGAGUUGUAAGCGUUUCUGGCCGUACCCAAGAAGCCGUCGACAACUUUUUAACUAAAGUCGAAGAAAACAAAAACGACGAAGAACUAUUAGCUUUGAUCGAUGCAAUUCACAGCAAAAAUAUUAACGGUCACAUAUACCGUGGUUACAUCAUCUUAAACGAACAGCCAACCAGAGAAGUUGUCGAAACUGCCCCUAAAAGAGCAGUAUGGUACAUUUUUUCUGGAAUGGGCUCUCAAUGGCCUGGUAUGGCUAAAGCCUUAAUGAAAGUCGAAACAUUUAGAGAAUCCAUUAAAAAAAGCGCUGCCGCUCUUAAACCUCACGGAGUCAACCUGGAAGACAUUAUCAUGAACGAAAACGAAGCUACCUUCGACAAUGUAUUAAGCUCCUUCAUCUCAAUCACCGCAAUUCAAGUGGCCCUCACUGACGUAUUAAGAGCCCUUGGAGUUGACCCCGGUGGUAUUGUAGGCCACUCCAUAGGAGAAGUCGGUUGUGCCUAUGCGGAUGGCACUUUGACCAGAGAACAAGCCGUUUUAACCGCUUACUUUAAUAGUCGCGUCAUCUUGGAGAGCAAACUUGCUCCAGGCGCUAUGGCUACCGUUGGUCUAUCAUGGGAAGAAUCCAAAAAGAGGUGCCCACCAGAAAUUGUUCCUGCUUGUCACAAUAGCAAAGACAGCGUCACCAUAUCUGGACCUGCUGCUGCUAUUGAAAAAUUCGUAGCCGAACUUACAAUCGAAAACAUCUUUGCCAAGGUGGUCAGGACCUGUGGUAUCGCUUUUCACUCCAAAUACAUUGCAGAAGCUGGUACCAAACUUAGAAAAGCUUUAGAUGAAAUCAUUCCAAACCCAAAACCACGUACUUUUAGGUGGAUAUCCUCGUCAAUUCCAGAAUCUGCAUGGGGCACUCCAUUGGCUCAACAAAGCUCUGCCGCUUACCACGUAAACAACUUGUUGUCACCCGUGUUGUUUUACGAAGCCCUUCAACAUGUACCAGAAAAUGCUAUUGCUAUUGAAAUUGCCCCAACAGGUAUUUUGCAAGCUAUCCUAAAGGGGGCUUUAGGACCAAGAGCCACCAACAUUAGUUUGAUUAAAAGAGGACAUGAGGACAAUGUACAUUUUUUUCUUUCAGCCCUUGGAAAAUUCUAUAAUGCCGGUGGACAACCAAAAUUGGGUUACAUGUAUAACCCUGUUAAUUUCCCAGUUGGAAAAGGCACUCCUAUGCUGGCUUCUAUAAUCAAAUGGGAUCACUCCACCAAAUGGUCUGUUGCAAAUUUCUCUGGCACGGGUAUUAAAUAUGGUGAAUUUGUUGUUGACAUCGAUUUGAGCAAGGAAGCUGAUCAAUAUCUUUCUGGACACAAUAUUGACGGACGUGUUCUUUUCCCUGCUACUGGAUAUUUGGUUUUGGUGUGGAAAACGUUUGCCAAAUUGCGCAACGAAGACUUUGAACAAUUGCCGGUAAUUCUUGAAAAUGUGCAAUUCCACCGUGCAACCAUUUUGUCAAAAAAAGGUUCGGUUAAAUUUCUUAUCAACAUUUUUGAAGGCACCGGAGAAUUCGAACUUUGCGAAGGUGGUUUAGUGACUGUUUCUGGUAAAAUAUCUGCCCCAGAAGAUGUAACCAAAGAAGUCCUUAACAUGCCUAAACCAACUGUACCAACUGAGAAGGAUGUGUUGGCUUUAGACAAAGCUGACAUCUACAAGGAAUUGCGUCUCCGUGGUUACGAUUACGAAGGCAUCUUUAAAGGUAUAACCGAAUCCGAUAACAGAGGUUUGGCUGGUAAACUAAAAUGGGAAAAGAACUGGGUUAGUUACAUCGAUACCAUGCUCCAAUUCUCCAUCUUGGAACAAAACUCCCGUGAUCUUUACCUCCCAACUAGACUCCAAAGGUCUUUUAUUAACCCCAAGGAACAUCUUAAAUACAUGCAAGAAUCUGCUGAAGGAACUCCAGUUUACAUGUACCCUGACAUUGGAGUAAUCAAAUCUGGUGGCAUUGAACUUAGAGGCUUGAAAGCCAGUUUGGCACCUCGCAGACACCAAAAUCAAAAUGCACCAAAAUUGGAAACUUACAAAUUCACGCCUUUCAACCAAGCCGUUAUGGAUGAUUCCGGUAAAGCCAACGUGAAUAUUUUGACCGUACUCUUGCAAAUCGUUUUGGAAAACAGCUCUGGUGCUUUUAAACUUAAAGUUGCCGAAUUCAUCACCGACAAACCUGUUAAGGCUGCUUUAGCUCCAAUGGUCACUAAUAUUUUGGAAAAAGAACCUAUGCUCUUCUCUGUAGAAGCAAUUGUUGUAAGUUCAGCCCCUGUUGAUAUGACCAUCUUGGAAUCUAUGAGAGUCAAGAACGUAGUACAUGAUGUAACCAAAAACCCUGUUGAGAAAAACUGCCACUUGGUUAUCUUGUCCGGCGCUUUAACAUACAAGAAAGAAAACGUUAUUACUAACGCUGUCAAAUCUCUUACUGCCGGAGGUUUUAUCCUUUUGGAAGAAACUGAAGGCGUCGUUGAUGAAAAAUUCGUUGCAGCUUACGCUUUGGUAGUCAUUAGCAAACAAGUAACUGCCACCAAAACUUACAUUCUUUUGCGUAAGCCUAUUGAAGUACAAUCCGAUGCUAUCGUCAUUCAAAUAACUGAAAACAACUUCUCCUGGGUCGAACCUUUGAAGGCUGCCCUUAAACAAUGCGGAACCUACGAAACCAAGAUAAUUAUAUACGUACAAGACGAAAAACUUACCGGUCUUGUCGGUAUGGUCAACUGCUUAAUAAAAGAACCUGGUGGCAAAAACUUGAGAUCCUUCUUCAUACAAGACAGCGACGCACCAAAAUUCUCACUUAAAGCUUACGCCGAUGUUCUUGAAAAAGAUUUGAUACAAAAUGUUCUUAAAAAUAACGUAUGGGGUUCCUACCGCCACACUAUUUUGGACAAUGCUACUGACAAAGAAAUCCUACAAGUCGAACAUGCCUACAUUAACACCCUUACUCGUGGUGACUUAGCCAGUCUUAAAUGGAUUGAAACACCUUUAAGAUACUUCAGAGGUGCCAAAUAUAAUGAACUUUGUCAAGUACACUAUGCUUCCCUUAACUUCCGUGAUAUAAUGUUGGCCACCGGAAAACUGCCACCAGAUGCCUUACCUGGAGAUCUUGCUGGACAAGAUUGUGUCCUAGGUUUGGAAUUCUCUGGUCGUGACACCAAUGGUAGGAGAGUAAUGGGUAUUGUCGAAACCAGAAGUUUGGCCACCACCGUCUUGGCUGAUUCGGGGUUUUUGUGGGAAGUACCAGAAAAAUGGAGCUUGGAAGAAGCCGCUACCAUCCCCGUAGUAUACGCAACCAGUUACUACGCUUUGAUCGUCAGAGGUAGAAUGAAGCCUGGCGAAACUGUAUUGAUUCACGCCGGUACUGGGGGUGUAGGUCAAGCUUCCAUUAAUAUAGCCUUUAACAUGGGUUGCAAAGUAUUCACCACCUGUAGUAGCCAAGCCAAGAGAGAUUUUCUUAAGAAAACUUUCCCACAACUUACCGACAACAACAUUGGCAAUUCCCGUGACACCAGUUUCGAACAACUCAUCCUUUCCCAAACUAACGGCCGUGGUGUUGAUUUAGUAUUGAACUCUUUGGCCGCCCAUCAACUGCAAGCUUCCGUACGGUGUUUGGCCAUUGGAGGUCGUUUCUUAGAAAUUGGUAAAGUUGACUUGUCUCAGAACUCCCCCUUGGAAAUGGGCGUAUUUUUGAAGAACACUUCUUUCCACGGUAUUCUUCUUGAUGCCCUUUUUUACAGUGACACCCCCGAAAAGAUGGAAGUAAUAAAAUUGGUUACUGAAGGUUUUGCUAGCGGAGCCGUACGUCCUUUGCCUAAGACCGUCUACAGCAAAAACCAAGUUGAACAAGCUUUCCGUUUUAUGGCUUCUGGCAAGCACAUUGGUAAGGUCCUCUUGAAAAUCAGAGAUGAAGAAAGCUAUCAAGCCAUGGUUCCUAAGAUAAAGACCGUACCGGCUAUUCCACGCACAUACAUGAACCCAGAAAAGAGCUACAUUCUUGUAGGGGGUCUUGGUGGUUUCGGUUUGGAAUUGGCCAACUGGUUGGUCCUUAGAGGCGCCACCAAAAUUGUUCUUACCUCGAGAAGCGGCAUCAAAACAGGAUACCAAUCCCUUUGCAUCAGAAGAUGGCGCGAAAAUGGAAUCAAUGUGCUAGUAUCCACCGCUGACUCCACCACCGACAAAGGAGCAAAGAGAUUGAUGGAAGAAGCAAACAAACUUGGUCAAAUUGGCGGUAUCUUUAAUCUUGCUGUCGUACUUCGUGACGCUAUGAUGGAAAACCAAAGCGAAGCUGACUUCAAGACCGUAUGCAAACCCAAGGUUGAUGGCAGCAAACAAUUGGACGCUGCUUCCAGAGCCAUGGCUCCAUAUUUGGACUACUUCGUCAACUUUUCUUCGGUUUCUUGUGGUCGUGGUAACGCCGGUCAAGCUAACUAUGGUUUGGCCAACUCCGCCAUGGAAAGAAUAGUUGAAGCUCGACAAGACGCAGGAUUGCCUGGUAUGGCCAUCCAAUGGGGUGCUAUUGGUGAUGUGGGUCUUAUUUUGGAAACUAUGGGAGGAAACAACACUGAAGUCGCAGGAACGUUACCACAAAGAAUGUCAUCUUGCUUGAACACCAUCGAUGUGCUCCUGCAACAACCCCACGCUGUAGUUUCGAGUAUGGUUCUUGCUGAGAAAUGCAAGACCGGAGGUUACGUCAAACAAGUCAGCCUUACUGAUGUCGUUGCCAAUAUCUUGGGUCUUAAGGAUAUACCAAAUGUAUCCGCUAAUGCCAGUUUGGCCGAUUUGGGUAUGGACUCUCUUAUGCUUUCGGAAAUCAAACAAACUUUAGAGCGUAACUAUGAUUUGGUAUUGAAUGCUCGAGAAAUCAGAGCUCUCACUUUCGGUCGCUUAAAUAAACCCAAUUUUGGAGCAGGCCAAGUACAAUACGACAAGUCCGUCGAAAUUAUGCCAAGCAAAAUUAUAGUACCAAUGAAAAGCAAGAUCACCGAUGCCGAGAAAACUCCAGUUUUCAUUUUGCAUCCAAUAGAAGGAAAUGUAAGCGCUUUAACAACUUUGGCUAAGAACAUCGAUGCCCCAGUCUACGGUAUUCAAUGUACAAGUAAUGCACCACUCAAAACCAUUGCCGAAUUGGCUCAAUUCUACACCAAACACAUCAAAACCGUUCAACCUAAAGGCCCAUACUACCUAAUUGGUUACUCAUUUGGUGCAUGUGUCGCCUUUGAAAUGGGUGUCUUCUUGGAAGCCAACCAAGAAAAAGUAAAACUUUUGCUUAUUGACGGUUCCACAAUAUACGCUUCAACUCUAAUAAAUAAGAUAAUCCAAAACGCCAGACAAAAUAUACAAAGGAACACAGUCGCUAAAGUCGAUGAAGUUUACCAAAGCGUAGCUUUGGUGAAAUUCAUCCUUCAAUUCAAAGAUAUAAAUCAACAAAAGACUAUAUCUGAUCUGAUGGCCCUCAAGACUUUGGAUGAAAGAUUAGAAAUGACCACGCAAAUUCUUGAUGGCGCUACACCAUUUCCAGCUGACCAACUUUCUGCUGCCGCUUCCAGCUUUUAUUUAAAACUCGUUGCCGCUGAAAAAUACAAACCAACCGCAUCUUUUAAUGGACAAGUGACUCUUGUAAAAGCCAGCGAUAACCACGUUCAACUUGGUGAAGAUUAUGGACUCUCGAGCGUGUGCAAACAAAAAGUGGCCGUUGAAACCCUCCAAGGAAACCAUCGCAGCAUCUUACUGGAAGGAGUUGUCGAGAAGAUAGCGGAAAUUUUACACAACUUAAUCUCUACUCAUCUGUGUUAAGUCAUCUUAUAAUCUUAGGUGUUGCGGCGAUUAGCAGCCACAGCGUUUUUCCCGGUUUAUUUAGGUCGAAAGCGUGCACUGAAUUCAGGGCCGGAUUAAGCCAGAAGGGGGUCUGGGGCUAAAAAAUGUAGGGGGCCAUCAAAGUUCUUUAUUAAAAGAAAAAUGUAAUUUUUAAUAAUAAAAAGCCAACAAAAAAC